AUGGCUAAAGUAGAUCUCAGCAAAUAUUUGGGUAGUGGAAAAAAGAAGAAGAAACAAAAGACGUCCGACAAUGUUAUAGUCACGGAGCAGCCAUUGCUCCCUGCUGCCAAUGAAGUUGAGGAUAUAAAUGAAGACGGUGAAUUAGGACCAGUACAAAUUUCAGAGCCGAAAAAAGAGUCUAAAGGGUUUCGAAGAAUUGAUACUGGAGGCAUGGUACAACCCCAGGAAAACCAAGACACUGUCUACAGAGAUACUAGUGGCCGUAUAAUCGAUAUUGAUGAAAAAAGAGCAGAAAUUGAACAACAUAAAGAAGAAGAGAUUCAAAGGAAACAGCAAUUGGAGAAACAGAUUAAUCAGGGAGAUGUCCAAAGAAUAGAAAAGGAAGAGCUUAAGAAGAGUAUUCGACGAGCCCAAACCAACCACUUAUCUCCAAACGAUUCAGAGUACAACGAUUAUAUGAAAUCAAGGACCCAUUUUGACGAUCCACUCCUGACAUUUGUUGCAACUACUAAUACGAACCCCACCUCCAAAACAGGACGCCCCACUUACUCAAAAGGAAUCUCUCCGCCAAACCGGUUCAACAUCCCGGCUGGAGCACAUUGGGACGGAAUAAAUCGGUCCAAUGGAUUUGAAGAACUUGUAAUGAGACGUCGCAACGAAAUCAAUGCUGAGAAACAGAACAAAAAGAUCCACGAUGGAAUUGAGUUGGACUUGGAGUUGGAAUAA
Messenger RNA from Meyerozyma guilliermondii ATCC 6260, 726 nucleotides. RefSeq lists its product as uncharacterized. The transcript has a single exon. Gene Ontology annotation, biological process: mRNA splicing, via spliceosome. Gene Ontology annotation, cellular component: RES complex; U2-type spliceosomal complex. Bases 1 to 726 code for a protein of 241 amino acids. Gene Ontology annotation, molecular function: RNA binding. The record is from RefSeq and is a predicted model, not a curated record. NCBI's taxonomy places the organism in Eukaryota, Fungi, Ascomycota, Pichiomycetes, Serinales, Debaryomycetaceae.